This is a messenger RNA of Dujonia railenensis, 462 nucleotides long. The record is from the annotation of a GenBank genome assembly. NCBI's taxonomy places the organism in Eukaryota, Fungi, Ascomycota, Pichiomycetes, Serinales, Debaryomycetaceae.
AUGUCGGUUACUAUAAGAAAAAUCCAAGAGGGAGAUAAAGAAGAAUGGACCAAUCUUUGGUCUGGUGCUGGGGGCUACCUUGAAUUUUAUAAAUCCACUGUUCCUGAGAAAGUUACCGAAACUACUUUCAAGAGAUUUUUUGAUGAUAAGGAUCCGGUCUACUCUGCAGUCGCAGUUGACGAUUCUACUGGGAAGAUUAUCGGAUUUGCAAAUUAUCUUACCCAUAGGAACACUUGGACCAUUGGUGAUUCCUUAUACUUAAAUGAUCUUUUUGUCAGCAAUGACUGCAGAUUGAAAGGGACUGGUAGAAAGUUAGUUGAGUUCGUUUACACUGAAGCUGACAAAUUUGGCUGCGAAAAUACUUACUGGCAUACACAGUUUGAAAACCAUAGAGCUCAAUUACUUUAUACAAAGGUCGGAUACAAGGCAGGAUUCUUGGUUUACAAGAGACCAAAGGAAUAG